Messenger RNA from Polyodon spathula (Mississippi paddlefish), 2542 nucleotides. Its product is annotated as transmembrane emp24 domain-containing protein 9-like. The transcript is spliced from 5 exons. The coding region runs from base 27 to 701 and encodes 224 amino acids. Lineage: Eukaryota; Metazoa; Chordata; Actinopteri; Acipenseriformes; Polyodontidae. Gene Ontology annotation, biological process: Golgi organization; endoplasmic reticulum to Golgi vesicle-mediated transport; COPI coating of Golgi vesicle. Gene Ontology annotation, cellular component: COPII-coated ER to Golgi transport vesicle; Golgi apparatus; endoplasmic reticulum. The record is from RefSeq and is a predicted model, not a curated record.
UUUUGCGCAGACUCCUGGUUGUGGAAAUGGAGGCGGUUAGGACGGUGAAGCUCUGCGGGUUAUCUGUUUUACUGUUGAACGUUUUCUUUAGUUUAACUUCUGCCCUGUAUUUUCACAUCGGGGAGACGGAGAAGAAAUGCUUCAUCGAGGAGAUCCCGGACGAGACCAUGGUUAUAGGAAACUACCGAACACAGCUCUAUGACAAGCAGAGGGAAGAGUACAUGCCUGCCACUCCUGGACUCGGGAUGUUUGUGGAAGUGAAAGACCCAGAUGACAAGGUGAUCAUGUCCAGACAGUAUGGCUCAGAAGGACGAUUCACAUUCACCUCCCACACGCCUGGUGAACAUCAGAUCUGCCUGCACUCCAACUCCUCCAAGUUUGCUCUCUUUGCUGGAGGAAUGCUGAGAGUCCACCUCGAUAUCCAGGUUGGGGAACAUGCCACCAACUAUGCCGAGAUCGCAGCAAAGGAUAAACUGACUGAGCUGCAGCUGAGAGUGCGUCAGCUAAUGGAGCAGGUGGACCAGAUCCAGAAAGAGCAGGACUACCAGAGGUACCGUGAGGAGCGCUUCCGGCAGACCAGCGAGAGCACCAACCAGCGGGUCCUGUGGUGGUCCAUCGCGCAGACCCUGAUCCUCGUCGUCAUCGGCUUCUGGCAGAUGAAGCACCUCAAGAGCUUCUUCGAAGCCAAGAAGCUUGUCUAGAGCUCCCUCCCUUUGAUAUUUAUACACAGUCACUGUAUGCAGUAUGACAGCAGCAAAACAGACUCCUUGUCUGUGUGCCCCAUGAAAAACAUUGAAGUGCAGAAUGGGGAGAUAAUGUUUUGAAAUGCAAGGAAUUUGUCCUCCUAAUAAUAGUUUAAGUUUAUAUGGAGAGUUUUGAAGUUAAGUAUCCAGAACACCAACUCAUGAAAGUAAUUACAAAGUCAUCUUUUUGUGCUUAACAAAUUAUUUGCCAUUUUGAAAGGUUAUCUGCUUACUAUUGAAGUGGGGCAGAGAUUUUUUUGAUUUUGAAGAAACUUGAAACAAAGUAAGUUUAGUGCAGGACAGGCUUUCAAUGGAAAGGGUCGGUUUAUAAUUUUAAUUUUUUUCUGGGGGGGGGGGGCACUGACUUAUUUAAGCCCCAAACCAAUCUGUUUUAGAGGCCAAAACUAUAACUAAAAAAAACAAACUAUUUUAUAUAGAAAUAAUAUGGAACUACAGACCACAAUACUGCAAAACCAUCAUCUGAAUUUGCACCAGUAUUAAUCAGCUAUAAAAAUGAAACUACCCCAAUGGAAUUUCCAUUUGGUAUCCUAAUGUGGCUUUACAGGGCUGUAGGGACAUUAGAUCCUUGAAUUGGCGUUCAAUUCUAUUGUAUGUAGUUGUUUUGCUUUGCUUGCUGCAUGUUUGGGUUUGAUUUAAGAAGCAGGGGUGUGGGUGCUUGAUUGGAAUUGCAUAGGUGUUUCAGGGUUUUGAAGAGUUUGCUGGAAACUUGCUGGGUGGAGCUCAGUUAUACGGAUAGAAACUGGUUUAUCAAGCUAAAGGAAUUAAUUUAAGGGAAUUUUUUAUUUCUCUGUCUGAAGGUUUUGCAUGUACAUGAUGCUCUUUUUAAGAUUGAGGGAUUUUCAUUGAGUUACGUUUUAUUUUAAAGAUGGCUUGUUUUAUGGCAAGGAAUAAGUUUUAAAUAGAACUCUUCACAGUUCCUGUUCAAUUUCACGAAACAGAUGUUUAUAGUAGAAUUUACUAUAAAACUCUCUUUCUGGUGGUAAUUAAUCAUGCAUGAAGUCAAUCGUGAGCUUCGUAACAGACACGUUGUUGUAAUGGUUUGACACGGUGGUUUCACAAGGCUGUGCUAAGGGAGCCAGGCUCUAUAGUCUGUUAAGCUGCUCUGUAGCCCUGUCUGAAUAAAAACUAAAGGUUUUAGUGGAAGCCUCUGUUUUGGUUUGUCUCGCCUCACCUCCCCUGUAAGUAUUUUAUUUUUUUUUCAGUGUGUGUUUCACUGAAGUCUGAUCAUAGAUUUUGAUAAAGGAAAGGCAACAUGCUUUUCUGGGGGACCGUAACAGUUCUCUACAUCUUGUAUGUUUGCUUUUUAACAACUGACUAGCCUUUCCUAAUGUGGUUCACUGGGUUCCACAGGGAUUCCUGUAAAAUGCAGUGUGGUUGCCUGCUUAUGUGUGUAACCACUUGUGGUCUUUUUAAGAUAUCCGAUUAACAAAAAGGAGGGCAGGACAAUGUAUAGAAAGCUCCCCAUUGCUCCCUCCCCUGUGUGAUAUUAAAAUGACACUGGAACAUUGCCGUGCUCCAGCCGGUCCAGCUGUAGAUUGUGGCGGGUAUGAUGCUUGAUGUUCUGUCAGCAGCAUGUAAGAUAUAAGGGGAUCCUGCCUGGCAGCGCAGUUAUUGGCUUCAAUGCCUGUUAUUUUUGAGCCCUCUGUCCGCACACAGCAAGAGGUGAAAAUGUUGGAGAUGUGAGAUUUUUCUAUUGAACUUUUUGUUUUUUACGUUUUCUGUUACUGAGAAUUCUUUAUGCCAUAUUACAGUUUUACAAAUAAACAUACGUCUCUCCA